Messenger RNA from Penicillium brasilianum, 2190 nucleotides. Lineage: Eukaryota; Fungi; Ascomycota; Eurotiomycetes; Eurotiales; Aspergillaceae. The record is from the annotation of a GenBank genome assembly.
AUGGCCAGCGACCGUGAGCGCAAAGAGGAAUGCCAUUAUACCAAGACUGUUCGAAAGCGCGGUCGCCGACCAAGGACAGAUCCUGGUCCCGACACACAACACAAUGACCGGAUUUUUAUAAACAGAUCGCCUCAGAAUCAGUCAAGGAGUCCUGGAGACACGGUGAUGUCAAGUAGCACCUCAAAUCAGGAUGCACCUUCGGUGAUUUCAUCUUUGGAGCAUCGAUCGUAUGGGCUAGAUGCAAAUGCAAAUGACGCGGGGCCUAUGACAAGUCCCUCUGGUGCAGAGCAGUUUGCCACAAACAAUCCGACUUUCUCCGCGCAGAAAGAUCCCUUGGAUGGGCUUUUCCAGACAUCUUUGAGCCGUGUACGACUGGAGACAAGUCAAACGGCAAUAUCACCCCGUCGGAUAUCACUCGAUCCACUAGAUCAUCGGGGGUCAUUGCCAGGCCUUCAUCAGAGUGUUUUUGACGAAGUCCCUAGGUCAAUGUCAGAACACGUUUCAAUGAGAUCACCCUACCGCUGCCUCGAGUCAAUCCUUCCGCACUUGAAUGGUCUCCUUUCCGCAGAGCAAGCAUCAGAGAUGCUCGAAAUUUACUUUAAUGAGAAGCAUAACUCCAUGUUCAAAUCAACAUCUCCUUACAUGCUUGCCCACGUCUUGCAUCCAUCAUCAGUCCUUCAUCCGACCGAACCGCGCCCAACAUCAUCGGCUCUUCUCGCAGUCAUUCUGUUUUGCGUCGCGCAGACUGCCGAUAUGAAGAUUUUUGAUACUCCCGGGGCACGAGAGCGCAUGAGCGUGGAUCUCUAUCGUCUUUCAUUAGACCUGCUACAAUCUGAAGAUCCAGAUAACUACUUUCGCACAUCUGAUGGCUGGCAAUUUCACCCCCAUCCCAGCGGUGGUACACCAAAUAAUUCACACUCGGCUCCAGAUCGACAGGCGAGUGGUAAAGCCCUAUUACCACGACAAUUAGGCUCAACCGACACCAUUCUCGCCGUUGCUAUUCUGACAAUAGUAAUAUCGGGUGGACACUAUAAAGCCGACUCGCUCAAAUGGCGCGACAAAUUAAUCCGGCUGGUUCGAGCCAGUGGGCUCAGCAUGGAAGACCAAGACAUUGACCUUGGCCCCGUCUUCUGUGGGCUAUACAACGGCGAUGCUACCUUCCGAAGAUGGCUGGUCGCAAAGGAAGAGCGCAGGCGUCUGUUCUGGCUGGUCUACUGCUUGGACAGACACUUGGCUCUAUCCUUUAAUCUGCGACUGAGUAUUGCUGAAGGCACUUUCUGCGUGCGAACGCCCUUGCCGGAGAGGCUUUGGCAGUCACUUGAUACGGCGGAUCUGAAUUGUAUUCCAGCAUGUGCACUGGGUCCUCCGACUCAGAUCUCCGGCGCAGGGUUCUUUGAAUAUUUCCUCCCUUUAGCCAGGGUUUUAGGCCAUAUCAUCGACUUACACCACGUUCGGGCCCAUCCCACACUCGGGCAGUACAUUCCUCUUGAAGCCGUUCACCGCAUAGAAGCGAUGAUUUCUCAACGGGAGCAGGAGCUUGUUGACUUGGAUAGCCAAGCCGAUUCAUAUCUCACCAAUGAGGUCGCACUUCACCCUUUCCCUCGGCAAUCCAAUCGAGGGCCAUCCCAGGGUGUGGGCCCAUUUGGAUCACCCACUGCAGGAACCUCAAAGGAUCCGAAGCUCCAACUAGUAAAAAUCUACAGCACUUAUCUGCUGCAUGUCUUCUACAUUCUGUUACAUGGGAAAUGGGAUCCCAUCUCAAUGAUUGAAGACAAAGACGAUUGGAUCACCUCAGAAAGCUUUCUGACCUGUGCCUCGCACGCAUUAAGUGCAUCCGGGGUGGUGUCGCAGAUUCUGACCAUCGACCCGGAAAUGGCCUUCAUGCCCUACCUUUUCGGAAUUUACCUUCUCCAGGGAAGUUUCAUUCUCCUGCUCUUUGUGGAUCGUAUGCCGGAACUUGGUCCCAAUCGAUCUGUGGAAGAGGUGUGUGAAACAAUCAUCAGAGCCCACGAGGUAAGCGUGGUUACUCUCGAUACCACUUUCCAAAAAAACUUCCGCAAGGUAUUCCGAUCCAUGUUAUAUGACGCCCAGCAGGCGGGGCCACACUCUUGGGACGAGCAUAAAGCCCGACGCAGAGAGCUACUCUCUCUUUAUCGCUGGACACCCUUGGAUCAAGGUCUUGCCUAUUGA